AUGUUUGUGUACGUUGUGCUUUCUGUGUUGGACUAACCGGUUUUAUGGUUUUAUCAUUCUAAUCAUUCUUAAAAGAGCAUUCAAAGUUCAUUCAAAUUCGAAAGAUAUUAUACUUUUGAUAUUCGCUUUAUCUCGGAUUUGACCAUAAGUAAUUGCAGUGGUAAGCCGCCCUAGUAAAGAUAAGAGCAUCAGCCGAACGACGAGCGCAUAAUCAGCAGAACCUGUUUGCACUCAUGUGAGUAUCAUCUGCCAAGUUGGAAGUUUUGUUGCUUCCCUCCCCCAAGUAAGUAAACAAACUCGAUCUUCACCAACUACCUCGGUUUGGAGGAUUACCCUCUCGCGGGAAGUCACUCAAGUGUUCCAGCAUCAUUACGUGUCAGAGCAGUGGAUCGAUUAGUCACUUCGAAGUGUAUUGAACAGAAACAUAAUGGGAGCAGUUGGAAAAAUGCGGGCGCUAAUCUUGGUCGGCGGAUACGGAACACGACUGCGGCCGCUCACCCUGAGCACACCAAAACCGCUGGUUGAAUUUGCAAAUAAGCCCAUUUUACUGCAUCAGAUUGAGGCUCUUGUUGAGGCUGGAGUUAAUCAGGUAAUCUUAGCGGUAUCCUACCGUGCGGAACAGAUGGAAACCGAGCUGAGGCAAAAAGUGGAAAAGUUGGGGGUGAAACUAAUUUUUUCACAUGAAACGGAACCCUUGGGUACAGCUGGUCCACUGGCGCUUGCCAAAGAAAUCCUGUCGGAAAGUUCUGAACCAUUCUUUGUACUAAACUCGGAUGUUAUUUGUGACUUUCCGUUUAAAGAGCUGGAACAGUUCCAUCGACGUCACGGCAAAGAAGGUACUAUCGUCGUAACCAAAGUAGAAGAGCCGUCCAAGUACGGUGUUGUGUUAUACGCCGAAGACGGUUGCAUUAAAAAUUUCAUCGAAAAGCCUCAGGAAUUCGUUAGCAAUAAGAUUAACGCAGGAAUAUACAUUUUGAACCCAUCAGUGCUUUCGAGGAUACAACUGAAACCGACCUCGAUCGAAAAGGAAGUUUUUCCUAUCAUGGCCCGCGAACAGCAGCUAUUCGCGUAUGAGCUGAACGGCUUCUGGAUGGACAUCGGCCAACCAAGGGAUUUCCUGACCGGAAUGUGUCUGUACCUGAAUUCCGUACGCCAGCGGCAACCGGAAACACUGUACAAUGGUCCCGCAAAGUAUGUUGGCAAUGUGCUGGUUGACCCAAGUGCCAAAAUCGGAGCAGACUGUCGAAUAGGACCGAACGUGACCAUCGGUCCGGAUGUAGUGAUCGAGGACGGAGUAUGCAUAAAGCGAUGUACAAUUCUGCGUGGUGCCGUGAUCAAAUCGCACUCGUGGCUGGAAAGUUGUAUCAUCGGAUGGCACUGUAUGGUGGGCCGGUGGGUACGGCUAGAAGGUACUACCGUCCUCGGGGAGGAUGUUAUUGUGCAAGAUGAAAUCUACAUCAACGGUGGACAGGUAUUGCCUCAUAAGAGUAUAGCGAUAAGCGUUCCCGAACCGCAAAUUAUCAUGUAGUGGAACGCUACGGCCUGUGUAAAUUUUUUUAUUUCUAUUAUGUUUUGAACUGAUCCGUUCUGCGGGCCAGGUCAUUGAUGACCAGUCAACUUAGGCGAAGGUACAGCCUUUGGUGGGAUAACAAGAAUCCUGCCGCAUUUACAAGUUAGUGUUUGUUCGAGUAAAAACAUUCAGGCGUUUUAAAAAUAUUUUUAAAUUAGUUAUAUUUUCUCCGAAUCCAAUAUAUCUGCAUUCCAGACCA
Molecule: messenger RNA, 1769 nt
Organism: Topomyia yanbarensis
Lineage: Eukaryota; Metazoa; Arthropoda; Insecta; Diptera; Culicidae
Gene: Gmppb
Product: mannose-1-phosphate guanyltransferase beta
Exons: 3
Coding region: 428-1528 (366 amino acids)
Biological process (GO): cell wall mannoprotein biosynthetic process; GDP-mannose biosynthetic process
Cellular component (GO): cytoplasm
Molecular function (GO): mannose-1-phosphate guanylyltransferase (GTP) activity; GTP binding
Source: RefSeq, a predicted model, not a curated record